AAAAAAAAAACCUCUUUCCUACAUCCUUUGUGAACUUUUUUUUUUUUUAAUUUGUAAUUUUUUAAAGAAACAGAUGAAUCAAAUUGUUGUAGAAGAUCAAGUCUCGGUGACUAUUGGUGAUGACCAAAUACCAUGUGCUACGUCCGGAAGCAACGAGAUUGAUUCAGAUGGUUUAGAGUUUUUUGUCAAAAGCGGUUUGGCUAAGAUACAAGAAUCAAGCUUGGAAGAUUUCAUCAUCAGAACAAGCUUUUUUUCAGGCAUGGGACAAAACUCGGAUUUGGCUAAGAAAACAAAAAUCGUGGCAAUUCAUAAGAAUUUAAACUCUAGUUGGUCAGGGAAAGCUCGGGCACAAAGCUUUCGGGUUUUCUCGAAGGCGGUGGCUGACAAGUGUGGUGGUGAUGCCAAUGUCAAGUAUGCUUGGUAUGGUGCUUCCAGGGAUGAGAUUUCCGACAUUGUGAUGCAUGGAUUUAGUUGGUGUCUUAGGGCUGAUGGCAAUCGAGAUUGUUGUAGACAUAGUAUAUCUUUGUCUCCUGCAAAAUUUUCCUUUGACAGUGUGUUGUCUUCAGAGGUUGAUGAAAAUGGAUUGGGGCAUUUGUUGUUAUGCCGCGUUAUAUUGGGAAAGCAGGAAGUGGUAACCGCCGAUUCUAACCAGUUUCAUCCAAGUUCCCCAGAGUUUGAUUCCAGUGUAGACGAUCUUUCAGUGCCCAGAAAAUAUAUCGUUUGGAGUCCUUAUAUGAAUUCUCACAUCCUCCCUUGUUACAUCAUCAGUUUUGAGGCCCCUUACAAUAAAUGCUCCAAUGGAUUAGUGGAGGCAAAUACCAUCAAGCCUAGAUCGCCAUGGAUGAGGUUUCCCACAUUGAUUUCCAUGCUCUCAAGGUUUUUAGGUCCAUCAGAAAUGGCUUCCCUUAACAAACAGUACAGAGAUUUUCGAGAAAAAAGAAUUUCCAGGCCGCAACUGAUACAAAGAGUGAAAGAAAUAGCUGGAAACCAGUUGUUAGCUGCUGUAGUCAGCUUGUACACAAACAAGAUCAUGUAUAUUCCUUUGGGCUUCAACAACUUGCUCUGCAAGAUUGAAUUAUUGCAAAUACAUGGAGUUCUAGCGAGUGGGCGUCCAGAACCUACUGUGCAGGAGUUAGCAGCAGCAAAAGGCGGUUGAUGCAGUUAGUUCGAUGAUGGAUAGAAUUUGGAGGCUUUAGUGACUUCUUGUCAAUGGAGGCUUCAGUCUUACAAUUUAAACAACAGAAUCAAAUAGGUUAUUUAUUGUCAAUCUAUCGUUUUAAUAUAAGGUUACACUUGUAAUCUUCUUCAAUUCUAUUAAAAAAAAGAUGUAGAAAGUUUGGAAAUUCGACUGUCUUAUGAUAUCAGCUCUUACUGGGGUCAUUGACUUUUGAACAACUUCUAAAUGGCUUGGAGGAGGAUACCAAAUCAGA
This is a messenger RNA of Durio zibethinus, 1430 nucleotides long. Its product is annotated as putative inactive poly [ADP-ribose] polymerase SRO2. Gene Ontology annotation, molecular function: NAD+ poly-ADP-ribosyltransferase activity. NCBI's taxonomy places the organism in Eukaryota, Viridiplantae, Streptophyta, Magnoliopsida, Malvales, Malvaceae. The record is from RefSeq and is a predicted model, not a curated record.